This is a messenger RNA of Annulohypoxylon truncatum, 1438 nucleotides long. Its product is annotated as protein phosphatase methylesterase. The record is from RefSeq and is a predicted model, not a curated record. The coding region runs from base 91 to 1287 and encodes 398 amino acids. Gene Ontology annotation, biological process: protein demethylation. Gene Ontology annotation, molecular function: protein methylesterase activity. Lineage: Eukaryota; Fungi; Ascomycota; Sordariomycetes; Xylariales; Hypoxylaceae. The transcript has 3 exons.
CCUACGUCUUUCGUUGACGCGACGAUUGGGCAGCUAUCCGCAAAAUAAAUAUUCCUCACGUCCGCAGGCGCUCGUAACUAGUUUACCAUAAUGAGUGACCUUCAGAAGGCCUGGGCUAAGAAUCGCUUAAGCGCUUUACCUGCUGAGAGUUUCGAUGAGAGGGAAGAAGAGGAGCUCGGCCAUGUGUCUGAACUUCCGGAACAUUUUGACGACGAUUCGUCUUCGGCCUCGUCAGCUUCUUCUACGGGAACCGUCAUCCCGUCUCCGAGCCAGAAUCUAUUUGCCAGACCCCAGGGCGCGCCGAGAGGACGGUCCCUACAGCAGAUCCCCUGGACUACCUACUUCGAGAGGGAAUUAUUCCUACAUGACCCAAGUCGUCCUACAAAUCCAACAAUCCAUGCUUACCUGACCUCUCCUGUCGGAAAGGGUCCUCUAUUCGUCAUGCACCAUGGUGCGGGCUCGUCAGGCUUGUCUUUCGCCGUGGUCGGACAUGAGAUUCGAAAACGCCUCCCGUUUGCUGGCAUCCUAUCGCUCGAUGCAAGGGGCCACGGCUCAACCACUACUUGUGAUAGUCAAAAAAUCGAUCUCAGUCUCGAAACCCUUGCUUCAGAUCUCCUCUCUGUGAUCUUACUGACUCGAAGAGAGAUGAAGUGGCCAGAGCUGCCACCCAUCAUUUUAGUUGGUCAUUCGCUCGGAGGUGCAGUAGUCACCGAGGUCGCAAAGACGGGAAAGCUUGGUAAUGCUGUCCUGGGUUACGUCGUUCUUGAUGUGGUUGAAGGGUCGGCCAUUGAUGCCCUGCAGAGCAUGCACACUUACCUUUCAACGCGCCCAGCCGGUUUCCCUACCCUAGAAGCAGGGAUCGAUUGGCAUAUACGAACAAGGACGGUCCGCAAUUCGCUUUCUGCACGCACUAGCGUCCCUGCCUUACUCACGCUCAGAGAGAGCCCAGGGGAUGCGAGGCCGUGGAAGUGGAGGACGGACCUUGGUGCCACGCAACCCUUCUGGGAGAACUGGUUCGUGGGACUAAGUAAAAAAUUCCUGGGGGCAAAGGGUGGGAAACUAUUGCUUCUCGCAGGGACGGACAGAUUAGACACGGAAUUGACAAUCGGCCAAAUGCAAGGAAAAUACUCCUUACAAAUAUUCCCGGAAGCAGGGCAUUUCAUACACGAAGAUUUGCCGGAGAAGACAGCAAUAUCCCUCGUGGACUUUCACAAGCGUAAUGAUAGAAGCGCUUUAGUACUACCCCCUAAAGUGUCUGAUCUUCUUAAACAAGGCAAGAAGGUUUAGUAGUUUGUCGGCUGAAUACAACUGGGUUAGAGUAGUUCUCGCAUAUGCUGCAUUGACUAAAGAGCCAUUCUUCUCUAGUAAGAGGUAUAAUAUCGUGAUCAUCAUCCCAUACGCGCACAGCCCGCCCUUGGCGGCCACAAAUAUUAGCAAA